Drosophila santomea is the source of this 1124-nucleotide messenger RNA. RefSeq names its product protein TIPIN homolog. Gene Ontology annotation, cellular component: nucleus; replication fork protection complex. Gene Ontology annotation, molecular function: DNA binding. Gene Ontology annotation, biological process: DNA damage response; replication fork arrest; DNA replication checkpoint signaling. The coding region runs from base 108 to 1031 and encodes 307 amino acids. NCBI's taxonomy places the organism in Eukaryota, Metazoa, Arthropoda, Insecta, Diptera, Drosophilidae. The transcript has a single exon. The record is from RefSeq and is a predicted model, not a curated record.
GCUUAUGCAAGCGUCGCCUGUGAAUGGCAGAUGCAGAUGAAGAAGAAAUUGGCGGCAAAAUUUUGUUAGAUUGUUUAUUUAGUGUUUGAGUUUCUGGUACUCCUUCCAUGGCAUCCCUCUUCGGAGAUGACGGUGUGGAUGACCUGUUUAAUGACAACCUUCCGACGGACCCGGACCAGCUUCCCAGCGAUGGCGAAGGCGAAAAACUAUUUGCGGACGACGAAGAAAACGGCGGAGAGCCAGGCAGCCAGGAUGCCCAGACAGUAGAGCCUAAGAAACGAGCUGUGCGAAAUCCCCGACCCCGACUCACUGUAGAAACACUUCGAGGUCCUCGGGGCAUCCAGACCAUCGAAGAUUAUUUUAAGGACAUCAAGUUCAAGGGCAAGGGUUACGAGAAAACAGAUCUCGACGAGGUGCUACGACGCCUGCAGCACUGGGGUCAUAGGAUGUAUUCCACCUACACCUUUGACGAUGUGCUUAACAAUAUCGAACGGCUGGGCAAGAAGAAACCUCUUCAAGUGCACAUGGCGCGUUAUCGCCUCGGUCAGCUGGAGCAGAUGCGUGCUCACGAAGCGGAAGCCAUGGAGGAGGCGCAGGAUGAGCAACAGGAGGGUGCCGGCGAUGAACCCUUUGAUGAGUUCGACGCGCUGCUAGGUGAACAGAUUGCCAUGUCUAGAUUGGCGCCUCGCACCCCGCACCAGAGGAAAAUGUCCACUACCUCUGGUAACAGUACGCUGGUUACCCCCUCAUUCUCCCGCGGCAAUGCGGUGAUGUCCACGCCGUAUUCAGCUGUGAAUGCUACCGUCGAUCGAAAUGGAGCUCCUGUGGUUCCAGCCUUCGAUCGGAACGGAGCUCCGUUGGCACCGAUGGACAUCAGUGACUACGGUCAGCCGCUGCCACCCUCACAGCCUCCCACGCCGGCGGCUAAGAAAUUAUCCAACGAACAGAUGGCCAGGAUUGCGGAAAACCGCAGGUUGGCGCAGGAGCGCCUGAAGGCCAAGAAGCAGCAGGAGAACGCAAGUACAAGUUAAUGGAAUGCAUAAUAUUUAUGACAUAAGAAUGUAUAUUUUUAAAAGAAUAUUUUAUAAAAAUAAAUGUAUUCAAUAAGCUACGUCAAAAGUUAA